This is a messenger RNA of Daldinia childiae, 1194 nucleotides long. Its product is annotated as Endochitinase B. The record is from RefSeq and is a predicted model, not a curated record. Gene Ontology annotation, cellular component: extracellular region. Gene Ontology annotation, molecular function: chitin binding; chitinase activity. The transcript has a single exon. Bases 1 to 1194 code for a protein of 397 amino acids. NCBI's taxonomy places the organism in Eukaryota, Fungi, Ascomycota, Sordariomycetes, Xylariales, Hypoxylaceae. Gene Ontology annotation, biological process: chitin catabolic process; carbohydrate metabolic process.
AUGGCACACCAAUUCCGCACAGUCGCUUACUUCGUCAACUGGGCCAUCUACGGCCGUAAGCACCGACCUCAAGACCUACCCGUCGAGAAGUUGACGCAUAUCUUAUACGCCUUCGCCAACGUACGACCGGAGUCCGGCGAGGUCUAUCUAACUGAUACCUGGGCUGAUACAGAUAUUCACUGGGAAGGCGACAGUUGGAACGAUGUCGGUACCAACUUAUACGGCUGUCUCAAGCAGCUCAACCUUCUAAAGCGCCGGAACCGACAACUCAAGGUCUUACUCUCCGUCGGUGGCUGGACCUAUAGUAGCAACUUCAAGCAGCCGGCAUCUACGCCCCAAGGUCGUGCCAACUUCGCCAAUUCCUGCGUCGAGCUGAUCAAGAACUUGGGCUUCGAUGGUAUCGAUGUGGACUGGGAGUAUCCGCAAUCGCCAGCCGAGGCCGCCGACUUCGUCGCCUUGCUGUACGCCGUGCGCGAGUCCAUGGACGCGUAUAGCCGUACCUUGCCUACGCCAUACCACUUCGAGCUGACGGUAGCCUGUCCAGCCGGCGCGCAGAACUUCACAAAGCUUGAUAUUCAAGGUAUGGACCGGGUGCUCGACUUCUGGAACCUGAUGGCGUACGACUUUGCGGGGUCAUGGGACUCAGUGGCGGGGCACCAAGCAAACCUAUACCCGAGCGCAUCAAACCCGCGCGCCACACCCUUCAGCACGGUCGCUGCAGUCGAUUACUACCUAUCGCGGGGCGUAGCACCCAGCAAGAUCGUUCUCGGGAUGCCGCUAUACGGGCGCGCGUUCCAAGGCACAGACGGUCUAGGAAGCGGGUAUAGUGGUGUCGGCGAGGGAACCUGGGAGAACGGCGUGCACGACUACAAGAAACUGCCUCUACCUGGGGCCACGGAGUAUUUCGACCGUGAAGCUAGAGCCAGCUACUGCUACGAGCCUAAUACACGGACACUGGUCAGCUACGACACGGUGGACAUGGCGCGGACGAAAGCAUGGUGGAUUCGGGAGGAAAGACGGCUGGGUGGCGCUAUGUGGUGGGAGAGUAGUGCCGAUAAGGAGGGAAGGGAGAGCUUGAUCGGAAAUGUGGUUGAUGUAUUAGGUGGACCAGGAGCGCUGGAUCGCAGGCCGAAUUUGAUCGAGUAUCCGUAUACUAAGUACGAGAAUCUUAGGGCCGGGUUUCCUAAUAACUAG